Trichobilharzia regenti is the source of this 194-nucleotide messenger RNA. The record is from the annotation of a GenBank genome assembly. Lineage: Eukaryota; Metazoa; Platyhelminthes; Trematoda; Strigeidida; Schistosomatidae.
AUACGCUUCUCUUUUCGCUAUAAACUCCCUGGAACCUGGUCAGGCAUCAUGGUUCCUAUCAGUGACUACCAUCCCGUGGGUGCCAAUGCAUUUCUUGAGUUGUGUUUUUAGGUACAGUAUUCCCUACUUCGUGAUUUAUCACUCACAUAGUCUGGUAUCCUGUGUUUCUUGCGACUUAGCUAUCACAAGCUGUU